Phytomonas sp. EM1 is the source of this 1407-nucleotide messenger RNA. The record is from the annotation of a GenBank genome assembly. NCBI's taxonomy places the organism in Eukaryota, Euglenozoa, Kinetoplastea, Trypanosomatida, Trypanosomatidae.
AUGAGGCGCUUGCUCCAUCAUCGAGGCCGCAGGGAGGCUUGCGGGGUGGCGGCAGCCACCUUUUUGAACUCCCCCUGGCGUGGGUUUCAUAUCAGCCCUGAUAGUGUUUCCCCAGCGGAGAUGGACCAUCUUGAACAACGGUUGCCACCGAGGGAGCUUCUCAGCGAGCUCCGCUCCUCCGGCGCCUCCGUAAACGAGGGGGAGGAUAUACCGAUUCCUGGAGACUCCUUCGGAAUUAUGCGCAACCGUGUCGCGUUCUUCAAACCCAUUCCACGACAGGUAAUAGGGGGGCCUAUUGGGGGGCUCAUGCCGGAGGGAACACAUCCUUUGCAUUGCGUUAAUCCGGAUACCGUGCGAUUUUUAUGUGGCCGCUACGGGGUAUCGGAGGGUGAGGCGGUUGAGGCGAUGCGUGAGGUGGACUGUGACGUCAACAAGGCCAUCGAUCGGUUGAAGCGGGUGAAUAAUAUUGAGAGUGGCUCUAGGGGGUUUGGGGUUGUGUGUUUGGAGGCAUACGCGCCGGAGACUUUUUGCCUAGCUUCCUACAGUCUUCCUCGAUAUGAGUCGGUUUUCGAUGAUGAUGUGCUCGACGCGAUUCACGAACUGACGCUCUCUGCCGCUGAGAUUCCUCUUGACGUGCGACGCGAUAGGAUCAUCGACAAAUUGGUGAACGAUUGGACGAUUGAAGACGACACGCCAUGCAAAGACGUGCUGGAUGAGUACGACAUCGUCGUGAAGGAUAUCAUCCUACUGCCCUAUGGCGACUACAGCGUUCAGGGCUUCCACGUUCUACACCCUAUCAAGGCGGAUACCCCAAAUAUUGGAGUGGCGGCGGCGGCGUGCUGCAUGGAUUUGCGUACCGGUAUUCACAACCGAUUUCGCUUUCACGUUGAGCGUAUCGCAGACUCUAUCAGCGAGCACGUCCUGCAGGAAAUGAUUCACUACAAUCAGGGUGUGCAUCUUUUGCGACAACCGUAUUGGUUCCGGCCAGAGUACAGUGUCGAGGAGUUUAUUCGUUUUAAAGAAUCCUUGCUGCAGCCCAGCGCUUCAAUAUUCGAAAUGCGUUACGCCGCGCUUUUUAGCCUACAAUACGGCCUCAGUGGCUUCCGAAACAUGGUUGAGCUGGAAAAACUCAAGAUUACACAGCAUAAGCAUGAGAAGCACUACGAAGACUUUACAGCGCCAGGAAACUGGCUGACGAGUGACCGAUCGCAGCUGCAGAGCGUGGCCGCGGGCGGUGGCGGUUCUAAUGCCCCAGGCGGGGCUAUGCAUCUCCAAACUAAUGAGGCGAGUGCUGUAAAAAAUGCCAUGGAGACCCGCGUUGGUCCUCUGCGGCAUAACUUCGAAAAUUCCAUUCAAAAGCACGGGGAUCGUGUAUUUGCACGAUUUUAUCGCAACAAUUACCAUUAG